Molecule: messenger RNA, 2667 nt
Organism: Notolabrus celidotus (New Zealand spotty)
Lineage: Eukaryota; Metazoa; Chordata; Actinopteri; Labriformes; Labridae
Gene: skor2
Product: SKI family transcriptional corepressor 2
Biological process (GO): negative regulation of BMP signaling pathway; negative regulation of transcription by RNA polymerase II
Cellular component (GO): transcription regulator complex; nucleus
Molecular function (GO): SMAD binding; RNA polymerase II cis-regulatory region sequence-specific DNA binding; DNA-binding transcription factor activity, RNA polymerase II-specific
Source: RefSeq, a predicted model, not a curated record
UCACAUCUUAAUAGCGGCUUGCUCGAUAGUUGAAAAAUAAAAGCCGGUACAUAGUUUCCGUUUUUGGGGUGCAAUAGGUUUGUUUGCAUAUGAAAUGAGCUUUGUAAAAUAAAUCGUUUGCGCUCGUGAAGGAUAUUUUCGACGCGUUUUGGAAAUAUUUUCGGAACAAGAACAUUCUACAAACAGUUGUCCUCCAAGUAUGGAAAAGACCCAUCUUUCAAGCCCAAAUGACAUCAUAAUGACAAGCUCAACAGGAACCUACCAGCAGGGACCCCUGACUCCACCUAGAUCCAACCAUCACCACUCUUCAUCCUCUUCCUCAACCUCUCCGUCCUCUUCCUCUCCACCCCUCAAACCAAAUCAGGUCGGCCAGGUCAUCCUGUACGGUGUCCCCAUUGUAUCACUGGUCAUUGACGGCAGAGAGAGACUUUGCCUGGCACAGAUUUCCAACACACUCCUCAAGAACUACAGUUAUAAUGAGAUUCAUAAUCGUCGUGUGGCCCUGGGCAUCACAUGUGUCCAGUGCACUCCAGUUCAGUUGGAGAUUCUUCGUCGAGCUGGUGCUAUGCCCAUCUCAUCACGCCGCUGUGGUAUGAUCACCAAGCGAGAAGCUGAGCGCCUCUGCAAGUCAUUCCUCGGAGAGAAUGCACCGCCCAAACUGCCAGACAACUUUGCCUUCGAUGUGACCCACGAGUGCGCCUGGGGUUGCCGUGGCAACUUCAUCCCGGCCCGCUACAAUAGCUCCAGGGCCAAAUGCAUUAAGUGCUCCUUCUGCAACAUGUACUUCCCCAAUAAGUUCAUUUUCCAUUCUCACCGCACACCAGAGGCAAAGUACACUCAGCCAGAUGCUGCCAACUUUAACUCCUGGCGACGGCACCUUAAGCUAAGUGACAAACGACCACUUGACGAGUUAGUGUACGCAUGGGAAGAUGUUAAAGCAAUGUUUAAUGGAGGCAGCCGGAAGAGAACGCUGCCCUCUUCAGCCCACUGUUCCUCCAUGGGUUCUAUGAAAAAUCUGCCAGGUUCAGUGGUGCCUCACAUGAUUGGACCUGACUUAGGUGCUCAGAAAAGAUCUCGCUAUGAAGAGGACGAUGAUCUGGAUGGAGGCACUUCUCCUCGUAAGACACCACGAAGUUACCCUGUCAUCCCUGUCCCAAGUAAAAGCUUCAGUAUGUUGCAGAAGUUCCCUCCAACAUCCUCUUUCCCUCGCCCUACCCCUUCCCAGCAUUGGCCUCUGCCAGCAAAAAAGGAUGACAGUGAUGUUUCAGGUGGGCAGAAAGGAGCAGGGUUAUCAAGUCUUUUAUGGCCUGGUCGCAAAGACACAUUUUAUCCUCCUUUCUGCAUGUUUUGGCCACCAAGAGCAGCAGCAGGAAUCCCUGUCCCUACCUACCUCCAGCCUCAGCCCAGCGCUCUCUCCUCCCUUGCAGACAGCUCCUCCCUCAGGCAGGCUUUUUUGGACCUGUCAGACCCAAGUCAGCCAGGAACUGGCAAUGGAAACAACAUCGGCACAACCAUGGCCCCCAGUAGCGAGACCACAACACCCAGAUCUGGGCUUGACCCAGAGUGCACAACAGUAACCCCUGACCUUCGCCCUGUGACAACAGAAGGCUGGCUUAAACUCCUGGACACACCAACCUUCAAUCCAGAAAGGUCUAGCUAUGGCUCAGCCUUCCGGCCGGUCAUUAAGGAUGCCGAAAGUAUUGCCAAGCUCCAUAGCAAUGGUGUAGGUGUCACUGGGACAGCAGAUGAAGACUUUGGGGUUGUGGUUCCCGGUACAGAUCGCCACCAACGACUAUCGCCCAGCAGCAGCUGCAGUUAUGGAAGUGAAAGUGGAGUUGACGGGGAGGCAGAGGGAAUGGAGAGUGAGGAGGAAGGGGAGGUGGAUGUUGAGUCGUCUAAGCAAGAGGACAUGGAUGAGGAAGGGAGCUUCACAAACAGGCCACCACAAACUCAAACUGACUUGUUCCUCCCUGUAAUAAGUGACAAUCCUGUAGAGGAGAGGAGUAAGGAGAGGGGGAGUGUGGCUUUUUUUUCCAGCAACUCCCCUUCUUCUUCCUUGGACCCCAUCCAGCAUGAAUCUCUCAGCCUGCCUGCCUCUCCUGCUGCAGGUCUGCCUCUCUCCAGCUCCACCCCUCCCCACAGAGAGGACCCAGCUUACAAAAGUGUUACAAAAAAAAGAGAUGAAGGACUACCUGUGUAUGCCACCAAAGACAACACCAGCCUUUCUGAUGAAAGCAAAGAGCAAAACAGUUUUUUUGUACAAGAGAAGGAGACCUUGGCUCCGGACUACUGGAGAGACACAGCAGGUGAUGCAAACCACGGUGCUUCCUCCCCUGUUCAACUAAAGAAAGAUGUUGAAAGCAUGGAGAAAGAGGAGCUCCAGAAGGUUCUGCUGGAGCAAAUUGACUUCAGAAGGAGGCUUGAGCAAGAGUUUCAUGCUCUGAAGGGCACAUCCCCAUUUCCAGUUUUCCAUAAUUUCCAAGACCAGAUGAAACGAGAGCUUGCCUACAGAGAAGAGAUGGUUCAACAGUUACAGAUGAUUCCUUACGCAAACAUCAUCAGAAAAGAAAAGAUCAACACUCAUCUCAACAAGUGAAAGAAGGUGGAAUCAGCUGAGUCCCAUAUAAGAAGCUGCCUGGAUUUCUGUGAAUGAUCCCCUCAAAAAAA